Cydia amplana is the source of this 2213-nucleotide messenger RNA. It is a transcript of the gene Smyd4-2, whose product is annotated as SET and MYND domain-containing protein 4. The transcript has 13 exons. NCBI's taxonomy places the organism in Eukaryota, Metazoa, Arthropoda, Insecta, Lepidoptera, Tortricidae. Gene Ontology annotation, cellular component: cytoplasm; nucleus. Gene Ontology annotation, molecular function: histone deacetylase binding. Gene Ontology annotation, biological process: compound eye photoreceptor development. Bases 1 to 2211 code for a protein of 736 amino acids. The record is from RefSeq and is a predicted model, not a curated record.
AUGUCCAGAUGCCCUCAACCAGACGCAGCAUACGCAGCGGCAUGCUCAGCCCAAACCCUGUGCAGCGCCGCCCGCGGCUUCCUGAGAGCAUUACUGCCAGAGCUGGCCGCCAUACCGGCGCCGGAGUGGCUACGUGCACUCGAACCGUUAUCCGACGCGGGAAGGCUGCAAGCGUGCAGGGACCAUAAUGAGUUAAUGGACGCCCUCCGCGAAGUGGUAUCCCGCGUCGCCCCCGUCUACCGCGGCAAAGACGCUCGAUUAUCAAGAGAACGGAGAAAAGCUGCAGAACUGGAACUGAAGGAUGAUGUAGAUGCUAUAGAGAGAGCAUUGGCUUUGGCCAGUGAGGCUGUCUUGAAAGCACCUACUACUGAUGACGACGACGAAGCAACCCUAGCCCUGGCCCUUUGGACGCGUAGCGCCGUCCUGCUCGCACGCCCACGUCGGACAGGGACGGCUGCCGCACUAGCAGAUCUGAGGCUGGCGCUGCGCUCGCGCUUGCCCGCGAAGAUGCGCGCGCACUAUUAUUGGAGGACCGGCCACUGCUACAGAGAUUGCGGUGAGCCCACUCGCGCGAAGGUGUCCUACGAGCUGGCGCUGCGUCUGCUCCGGGCCGAUGACAACACGUCGAGGGAGCGGCUCCAGAAGGACCUGGAUUCGUUGGAUUUUAACCAGCAGGCGCCUGGACCUGCUGAGAAAGUGCCAGAAAUCAGUCUCGUGGGAGGCUGCAAGCCUAACAUGCCAGCAUUAUCAAAACAUAUCAAGAUUGUCGAAGAAGAAGGAAAGGGUCGUUUCGCAGCAGCCCGAGCGCCAUUACACCCAGGCGAUAUCAUCUUGGCCGAAAAUCCAUACGCGGCGUGCCUGCUGCCUGAUCAUCUCGGGACACACUGUCUACACUGCUUCACCAGGUUAUCGCUCUGCCUGGAAGAGGCACCAGUAUGGUGUCCGCGCUGCGCAGGAGUGGCUUUCUGCUCUUUAAGUUGCCGCGAGAAAGGCAUGGUGUACCACCAACAUGAGUGCAGCUUCCAAGACUUGUUUAUCGGCUCCGGCAUGUCAAUCCUCAGUCACAUCGCCCUCCGCAUGGUCACGCAGCUAGGCCUCUCGGGCACUCUUGACGUGUAUACACGCCACGUCUCCGGCGACGUCCCUUUAGCCCACGACGACAUAGACGGAAAGAAAUCCAAGAUGAAAUCGAGAAAGGAACGGCUGAAUAGGAGCAAGAAGGGUUUGAAGAUGGCUGAGGAAGAAAAGGAAAAAUGUGAAAAUGAGGAGGAUUUAGAUUUGAAGACGGCGCAGAUAUACUCCCUCUGCACACACGCCGAGCAGCGCACUGGAGAAGACUACGUGAAGAGACUGGUCGUUGCCGUUUUUCUGACAGAAUGCCUGGCGAAGAGCGGGUUCUUCAACUCAGUGUCCGCUGACGAGCUGGAAAAUGCGCGCUGGUCAGUAACGGCCGUGAUCAUACGCAACCUCCAACUGCUUCAAUUCAAUGCGCACGAAGUGUUUGAAACAUUGCGCAGCGGAGACGGGAAGGGGGAGGGGCAUCUCUUCAGAGGCGCGCGCGCGCAGCAUAUCGCCGUCGCUAUAUAUCCUGCUGGAGCGCUGUUUAACCACGACUGCUUCCCUGCAGUUGCUAGGUACUUCAUCGGUCGCCGCCUCAUCCUAGCCUGCACUCGGCCCCUGCCCCCCGGGGCCACAGUCCCCGAGUGCUACGGCCCCGCGGCCUCGCUGCGCGACGUGACGUCGCGGCGGCGCGCUCUCGCGGCGCGGUACUGGUUCACGUGCGCGUGCGACGCGUGCGAGCGGCCGAGCGCAUGGCCAACUAUGCAGGAGAGCGGGGAUCCUCCGCUAAGAUGUCCAACGCCAGAGUGCUCCGGCAUGCUACCAGGAUCACGCCAGACAGUUAAGCAGGCCCGAUGCUCGGUGUGUGGCGUCACUUUUGACGCUACGACGCUCGAAAAGAGGAUACAUGCUAUUGAAGAUUGCCACAAGCUGUUUCAGGAAGGUGCUAGACUAAUGGAUGAGCAGCUAGUAGACGAAGCGAAAUCCGUGCUCUGCGGAGCCCUAGCCCGUUACCACGAGACCGCGGCCGCGCCCCGCCGAGCCGCCUAUCUCGCUCACGAGGCCUUAAGGGCUCUACUCACUUCUACUGGCAACUCCCACCUCGUCAAAGUGAAAGAGGGUGAGACGGAUGUAGAAGCGAGCCAGAAAUAGAU